Siniperca chuatsi (mandarin fish) is the source of this 5651-nucleotide messenger RNA. RefSeq names its product neprilysin-like. Gene Ontology annotation, biological process: amyloid-beta clearance; protein processing. Lineage: Eukaryota; Metazoa; Chordata; Actinopteri; Centrarchiformes; Sinipercidae. The transcript is spliced from 23 exons. Gene Ontology annotation, cellular component: plasma membrane. Gene Ontology annotation, molecular function: metalloendopeptidase activity. The record is from RefSeq and is a predicted model, not a curated record. Bases 417 to 2729 code for a protein of 770 amino acids.
AAACGCCGCCCUGACGGAGGAGGCAACGACUCGGCGGACGGGGAACUCGUCCUCGGCCUCACUAUAUGUCAUAGGCUGUAUAAAUAUGGGAUCUCCCCCCUGUGGAUCACACACUUGACCAAUUGCGCCGCGCAAGAGUCUGGUGGCUCAUUUGAAUUCAGCGAUCCUCUGUGGGUAGAUGUGGUACAGUAUAGUAGGUAGUUGUAGUGAAGGAUCUUUGCGUGAGUGUGUUUGUGUGAAUGUGCACUCCUAGAAUAGAAACCCAAAGGAAGAAGAAUAAGAAGGAGAAGUGGAGAGGCGGGAUCGGUUUGUGCCUUGUUGAAAGCCAGGGCGAAGCAAAGAGAUAGUCUGUAACAGAUCGAUCAGCACUUCGCGCUCCCUUUGAGGAUUUGAUGGAUGUUUGAUCAGUGGAUGUGAUGCCCAUAUAUAUCAUCGACCGAAAAUUUCCCGAAACAUCUGGUGAGUUGAUACAGCCGGCAGCUGAAGGAGGAGACCUGAGAAUGACAGAGACCAACCCCCCCAAGUCGACUAAGAAGCCCCGCUGGACCUCCCUGGAGAUCGGCCUCAUUACUAUUGUCUCCUUGCUCUUCAUCGUCAUCGUCGCCCUCAUCAUCCUCUUUGCCACACAGAAGACUGAUGAAAUCUGCACCACAGCUGACUGCACGCAGUCAGCGUCUCGUCUCAUUGAGAACAUGGAUGCUAGUGUGGACCCUUGUGACAACUUCUACCAGUAUGCCUGUGGAGGCUGGCUGAAAAAGAACAUCAUCCCUGAGACCAGCUCUAGAUACAGCACCUUUGACAUCUUACGAGACGAACUGGAGGUCAUUCUCAAAGGUGUCCUUGAAAAAACAGUGGAGGGGGAAGCCGCUGCUCUCAACAAGGCUAAGACCCUUUACAAGUCCUGUACCAAUGAGAGUUUAAUUGAGCUCAGAGGAGGGGCUCCUUUGCUCGACAUGCUGCCUGAUGUGUUUGAGUGGCCCAUAGCUGUGGACAACUGGGAGACCAACUAUGGUAAAAAGUGGAGGUUGGAGGAUGUUAUUGCCAAGCUGAAUGAGAAAUAUGGAACUCAACUCUUGGUUAACUUUUUUGUCGGCACCGAUGACAGGGACUCCAAUUCACACAUCAUUCAUUUUGACCAGCAGACAAGCCUCGGCCUCUUGUCCAGAGAUUACUAUGCUUGCACCGGACCCUACGCAGAGGCAUGUCGGGCCUACGAGCAGUUCAUGAUUGACCUGGCUAAGCUGAUCCGCAAUGACCGUAGACUGGCCAUCAAUGAAACCCACAUCAGAGAGGAGGUGACACGAGUUAUGGACCUGGAGAGGGACAUCGCCAACGCUACUGAUACUCCAGAGGACCGUAACAACCCAGUGUUGCUUUACAACAAGAUGGAACUGGGUGAUCUGAACGCCAACUUCACCCUUGAGGUUGAAUCCCAGGUAUUUGACUGGCGUUACUUCACAGCUAAGAUAAUGGAUACAGUCAACAUCAGUGUUCCUGACACAGAGAAGGUCAUAAACUACUCCCCCAACUAUUACAGAAGACUCAACCUUAUCUUGGCCAGAUACACCAAGAGGGAUCUGCAGAACUACAUGGUGUGGCGUUUUGCUAUGAACAUGGUGGUGGGCCUAAGCAGAGCUUACAGGGACACCAGGAAAGCUUUCCGCAAGGCUCUGUCUGGUACAACGUCAGAGGCAGCAGUGUGGCGACAGUGUGCACUUUACGUCAACAACAACAUGGACAAUGCUGUAGGACGACUGUAUGUGCAGGAAGCCUUCUCUGAAAAGAGUAAAGAACUGAUGGAGGAGAUGAUUAAAGAUAUUCGGGAAGUGUUUAUUAGUAACCUUGAUGACCUGACCUGGAUGGAUGCAGAGACCAAGAAAGCAGCUGAGGAGAAGGCCCGUGCUAUUCGGGAACGGAUCGGCUAUUCUGACAACAUCAUGGAUGACAAAUACCUUAACAAUGAGUACAAAGAUCUAAGCUACAGUGCAGAGGAGUACUUUGAAAACAUCUUACAGAACCUGGAGUAUGUGCAGAAGAAACGCCUGCGGAAACUCAGAGUCAAAGUCAACAAAGAGGAGUGGGUAACUGGAGCUGCUGUUGUCAACGCCUUCUACUCAUCCAGCAAAAACCAAAUAGUGUUCCCUGCAGGUAUCCUCCAGCCGCCUUUUUUCAGCAAAGGCCAGGCUAAAUCUCUCAACUAUGGUGGCAUUGGCAUGGUAAUCGGUCACGAGAUCACACAUGGCUUUGAUGACAAUGGUCGUAACUAUGAUAAGGAUGGUGACCUGAAGGACUGGUGGACACCAGACUCCACUCAGAGGUUCCUGGAGCUGUCAAAGUGUAUCGUCAAUCAGUAUGGCAACUUCUCCUGGGACCUGGCCAAUGGACUUCAUUUAAAUGGUAACAACACCCUUGGGGAGAACAUUGCUGACAAUGGAGGGAUACGGCAGGCAUAUCAGGCUUAUAAAAACUAUGUGGAGGAGCAUGGAGAAGAGCCACCACUACCUGGCAUUGACCUUUCCCAUGAUCAACUCUUCUUCCUAAACUUUGCUCAGGUGUGGUGUGGAACACACCGACCAGAGCAAGCUGUUAAUUCCAUCAAAGUGGAUGUACACAGUCCAGGGAAAUUCAGGGUACUGGGCUCCCUUCAGAAUUUCCCAGAAUUUGCCAAAGCAUUCAAGUGCAACAAGAGCAGCUACAUGGUCCCUGACAACAUCUGCCGUGUGUGGUGAUUCACAGACCUCUGGGAUGGGGACUGUUGUGACCUGGGUCGUCCCUGUCCCCUUACAGUACCUCUCCCCGCUGACUGUUGGAGCACUCCUGGGGGGCUACAGGGAAGUGGAAGCUCCCCUUAGCUCUUUACUGGAUGGACCAGGGCUGGUAGACUGACACUGCAGUAUGCCUUCCUCUGAGGAAAGCAAUGGACUGUACCCUUACGGACAGACGCACUGUCUCUCCAAAUCUGAUACUGUAGUUCAUUCAAUCAGCCUGAUUAUUCUGCUACUCACUGGAUACAAUCACUCCUUGUGUUUUUAUUUUUCUUAUCUCCAUUUUCAUCUUGUUUUACUCAUCAUUUGUGAGUCUGCCAAUGUGUAUGUGAGUGUGUGUGUUCAGUCAAAAUACUGCACAAGUAGUUGUCAAGAGAGGGGCAGACAGACAAAUGUACUCAAACCCAUUGGCAUAUGAAUACACUGCACACCCACUCACACUUAUACACAUGUAACAGGGCUGAACCACUGUACUGUAUGUGGGACUGAGCUGUAUGCCUCUCAUAAAACCUCAGCUGGUUUCAGCCUUCAUAUCCAUGCUGAUACACUCUACAAGGUACUCGUAAUGUACUUUUGGUUAAUAUGUAGAACUAGAGUAGGUAAAUUAUUACAGAAAAUCUGAAUAUAUUUUGUUGAAUAGACCAGUAAAUAUUUAACCGUAAUCAUGUUACACAAUACUGUUCCAUAUUUAAUGUUAAUGACUUAACUGCAGUUGACAGGCGACUGCUGUUCAUUAACAGUAUGUCAUAUAAACCAAAAUGAAGUUUUCGCCUUUAAGAUGACAACUGGUCAUGAAUCAUUGAGCUGACAAUCGACAGACAUUCACUGAGACUCAUGUGUUUCUGUGUGGAUGCAUGUUUUUAUGUGUUUUCCAGUCUUUGUAAGUCAUUAUGAUUGCUGCCUACUGUUUGUCAAGUAAACUGGUAUGCCUUACAUGAUCUGUUGUGCUACUGUGUGCGAGAGUGUGUGUGUGUAUUUGCAGGAGAACAAAGUAUAAGAAAAUGUAACAUUAAAGGAAUAGUUUUCUUCUUGCUGAGAGUUGGAUGAGAAGAUCAAUACCACUCUCAUGCCUGUACACUACAGCCAGCAGCCGCUUAGCUAAGCUGAGCAUAAAGACAUAAAACAGCUAGUCUGGCUCUGUCCAAAGGUAAAAAAGUGUCUACCAGCACCUCGAAAGUUAACUAAAAAGCUCACUUUUGUUUAAUCAGUACAAAAACAAAGUGUAAAAAGUUGUGGUUUUUACAGGGGCAUUGUGUGCCGGACUGUUUCUUGGCAGGGAGCAGUGACUCCUGAAUGUCAUCUGAAAAAAACACAUCUUGGAGCUCUGAGAAAUAGAGCAAACCUCCUCAAAUCCUUCUCCUUGCAUACCCCUCCUUCUCACUCUCUCCCUCUGCAGCCUCAAAAAUUAAUUAAUUAAUUUUUAAUUAGUUAAUUUGUGCUUUUUCCCACACUCACACCAUGUCCUGAUCAUGUUCUGACUGCAUGUCAACCAUAUGCAUGCUAUUUUACAGUCUUACCUUGUAUAAUAGAACAUAAACAUUUAUUUUGAUAGUCAAAACAUUUUAUUAUGAAAUUAUGUUUUGUAUUUCUGACUUUGAACAUCUUUUUACCUUAGGAACAGCAGUAUUUAGGAUCGUCGACAGAGCACAUGAGUACAGUAUCAGUCUGCUGCAUCUGUGUCUGUCUCUUUCAAAAUGACUGACAGAAUGCCCCUACCCCCCGAUAGUGUGUGCUACUUUAAAUUAGGACCCAUGGCAAACAUGAAGUCAAUAAACAGUUCCAUCUAUUAAAACUGCAUAGGCGGAAUUGAAUGCUUUUGACUCAGGUACCCCAGGACCCCAAUACAUUGAUAUUUUUUAAAAGGCCCAAAUUAAAACAGAAACAGAAAAAAAUAUAUUAAGUCAUUAGGAACAAAUUGAUUGACAAAGUCAUGAAAAAUUGGAAUGAUAGAAUAAAGCACAUGUGAGAUAUAGCAAACAGUAUACCUCUAGGGAUUGCGGGUACCCCAGUUGGUAGGAUGAGGGUUAAAUGAGCUUCUAGGCAGAUUUGUUUUACCUUUAGACAGAGCCAGGCUAUCUGUUUUCCCCUGUUUCCAGUCUUGGCUAUAACUUUAUAUUUGACACUUAUAUGUGAGUGGUAUCAAUAUUCUCAACCAACUCUUGGCAAGAAAGUGAAUAAGUGUAUUUCACAAUAUGUUGAACUAUUCCUUUAAGAAAGGUGUAGUGAUUUUUCAGUUUGAUCUUGGUUUAAUCACAUAAAGUGUGUUGUAUUUCCCAUCUUUUUUUAAUGAUUCUUUUACACAUUGAAGCAAAAGUCAAUUGACAGAUGAUAUAAUUAAGCUUUCGAAGGAAUGUUUAUCUUAUUCUAUUUUAAACAGCAGGCUAAGUCUUUGCUGGAACUUAAUGAACUUUUCAGUGCAAGCCUUGUUCUGAAUACAGAAGGUUGUAUUAAGACAGUGGAUCCCAGUAGGAUUCAUCAUUUUUUACGCCUUUAUUUUCUUUGUUAGUAUAUAAUUGAGGCUGUGAUACAAGGUCGUUAAUUGUGGAAAUGUUUGCCUUUGCCUUUUAUAUAGAAAUGAGUGCAAUUAAUGAUGCACCAUGAUCACGUAGACCACUUCUCCAGUCUGUAUACAACACCCUCCAUGUCCAGCCUUCACACAUUGUUGUUUCCCCAUGUUUUGUUAUGUCAUUGUUUGUGCAAGCUUUCUGUCUCUCUGUCACUGUCGCUCACUCCCUCAGGCUUUCUUUCUUUCUGCCUCUCUCUCUCACACUCCACCUGUAGAAAGACAGAUAUACCUCAGUUGCCUGUAUUUAGAUACUUUAUAAUAAUGACUGAUAAUCAUCUUGAAGAGCAUUUUUUUCUUUCAAAAUAAAUCUUUAAAUAACA